UCUGAUAAAUUCUGGCAUUUGUUUUCGUUCCAUAAUCGUAACAUCACUUUAAAAUAUUAACUUAUGUUUGACUUUUCAACAAUGUUCAGUCCUCAAUGUUGGACCCACUCUAAUAAUCGAUUGUCGUUCUUCUCUGGCUAGUCAAAUUAUGUUAACGUACCGUUCGUUCGAUUUCACACUCUAGUAAGUUAUGGAGAUUUUAGUCUAAACCUUGGCACGACUGAGAACUGACAAUGAUCAUAAUGAACAAAUCACAUUGUACCAUAACGGGCAACCAGUGUGAAGUCAAGCUCAAGUGUAAAUCACUCAUUCUGCCGGGAGAUGAAUCUGUUUGAAUGGAUCCAUUAUCAACAAAAGGGCAGUUUCAAUAAAUAUUUGUGUUUCAUCGACAACGGGGCAGAAUCAUUUUAAAACAGUUACUGAGUUCUCUUAUCUACAGCAUGUUGCUCAAUUUCUCCUCCUUAAAGUUCUCAGCUAUCACUGUAUUUCAAAACUACAGCGUCUAACAAAUAACUCAUUUACCAAUGAGUAUUUUAACCGCCAGUUCCAGUUUCCCUCCGAUGAAAGUUCAUCGCUCAACACCUUUUCCCGUGAGGAUUUGAAACUAAAUGAAUUAUUUCGAAAAUGACCUUAAAUUUUUAAGUCAUAAAUAAGUCUGUUAUUGGUUCUGGGUUUGACACGGAGACUUUCAGGCGCCAUUCUGGGGAUAAGUUUAAGACGUUUAAGAUUAAAUGGUACUUCUCUGCCCCAGGUUGUCCAUGGCUACCGCAGCACCAACAGCUUCCUCAACCAAGGAGACAACCAACUACGCUCGCUUGUGUCGUCUACUGGUUGAUGUUGGUACCCAAGCCCUCCGAGACACAUUUGAUGCAAUCCAUCCCCCAGCCAAUCUUCACAAAAUUUUGACGGCAAAUAAAACUGCCUUACAUUCCCUGCGAACCAAAAAGGUUAUAAAUGCAACGCAAUGGGGAAAGCUCUUUCCAGCUAUCCCUACUUCAGUGUCAUCUAAAGAUUUCGACAUCACACUUUUAAUGGUUCUGCUGAGAAACGUAUGUGGCUUACCAUCCCCCGCAGCAGGCUGGGAUACACUUCCUGCUGUAACAGAUGUGGGUCGUGAAGAUGAUGUCGCCCGCAUUAAAUAUUACAGGAACACUGUGUACGGUCAUGCUGAGUGUGCUUCAGUUGAUGACUCGACGUUCAGCACAUACUGGGGCGACAUCCGGGACACUCUGGUGAGACUGGGUGGAGCAAAAUACAAAGCAGCCAUUGACAAUCUUGAAACUGAGUGCAUGGACCCUGAAGUCGAAGAUCACUGCAAAGACCUUCUUUGCCAGUGGAAGAAAGAUGAAGAAAAUGUGAAGGAUCAACUAAAUGAACUUGGCAGCGAAAUAAAGAAUGUCGCCAAACGGCUGGAUGAUUUGUCUUCAAGCCUGACUCUAGAAAAGGAAACUAGGAUGGAAAGUAAAUCCAUUAUGCUAGAGGAGCCAUUGGAUAGCUCUACUAUGUGCAGAGAAAAAGGCCAUGAGACAGAACUUCUGGACCGCUAUUGUUAGAGCUGCAAAGUUUCCAUUUGCGACAGGUGUGGGGAGACUCGUCACAGUCAUCACCCCAAAAUGAGUAUCCAUCAGGCCGCCGAGGAAGAGAAACUGAAGAUGAAAGAGACUGUAGAACAAGUGAAAAUGCAAAUUGUUGACCUCGAGAUGCGAAUAAAAACAACAACAGAACUUUUUACGGUGAGUACGGAAAAAAUUGCUACAGCUCGUAAGGAAGUGUGGACAACUGUUGAAGAACUCAUUCGUGUAUUAAAGAAGCACGAGAGGGACAUGGUGGCCGAGUUAGACGUCAUCGAAAAGGCACAGCAAAAAGGUUAUUCAACACAGCUAGAGCACUUGCAGACAUCUGUAAACGAAUCAAAAAUCUCUGUUCAAAAUUGCGAGGACAUCAUACACGAAAAUGUCAGGGUUGAAACUCUACAAGCACAACAGGCCGAAAUUGAGAGGUCUAAAGGUGUUCUGAAGGCAUUAAAACUAGACAUUUAUAAGCCAUGCCACCUUUGCUAUAAAGCAGAUGAGGACUAUCUAGAGAAUUUGACAGGUAAAGCUCCUGGUGAAGUUCUUCUCAGUCACACUGAUCCUUUAAGGUCAUUUUUAGAAUGGAAUGGCUGGGGACCAGCUAAAGCUGGAUGGAACAAAAUCUUUAACAUUGUGACAAUUGAUUCAGAUGGGGAACAGUGCUACCAGGAGAUCGAUGAGAUCAAAGUGACAGUUCAGACUCCCACGGGGAUAGACCUCGACCUCGCGUAUGAUGUCUGCUGCCAAGGAAGAUAUAUUUAUAAUUACAGACCACUCCGUGAUGGAAUACAUGAAGUGACAGUGCUGGUUAACAGUCAACCACUUCCAGAUAGUCCCUGGAGUUUAUGGGUGAGUCCACAUGUGUAUUCCUACUUGACUAAUGUUUCACAAGUAUAUCGAUUAGCACACUUCGAAGAACCCUGGGCUGUUGCAAUAGACGAGAGGACAGGAAAUAUCGCAUUGGCAGAUCGAAAGAAACGGAGGGUGGAACUUUUCAGUUGUAAUUUGGAAUAUCUAACAGAACUCGGUCAGAAUGGACCAGCUGCGAUCAAACUAUCAAAUAUUACCUCAGUUGCAUUUACCCAAACUGGUGACGUCAUCGUCAUUGCUUCUGGAAGCGUUAUUUGUUUUACAAUCAGUGGGGAAUUUACAGGGUGUAUUAACAACAAAACUCUCAAUUCUCCUUUUUCUCUGACCAUUGCGUAUGAUGGCAGUAUAGUAGUGUGCGACACCGGUGACAAGUCAGUCAAUGUCCUCUCCCCUGACGGAACAGAAAUGCUACAGUCCUUCAGUGCUCUAGACUGUGAUGACUUCCCGUGGGAAGCUGUUUAUCAUCCAGACGUGUUCUUCGUGUCUUACCCCACAGCUGGUUGUGUUAAAAUGUUUAAUAAGGUCGGGGACUUUAUCUAUAACAUUGGCAAUGAGAAUGUGGGUUAUGGACAAUUGAGUACGCCUCGUGGACUUGUUGUCGAUGUUUUUGAGAAUUUGAUAGUUUGUGACGAGGAAAACAAAAGUUUAAACUUUUACAAACUGGAUGGAACGUUUUUUAAAAGCAUAAGGAGUCCUAUGUUAGACUGUCCCUUCUCAAUUGCGGUCUUUCCAAGCAUUCGAGCGGCAUGGUUUCUCGUUUCUGACCUUAAAAGAAAAAUCUUUAUUCGCGUUCAGUAAGUGCAAAUAUCAAGCGUUCAAAAGUAACCAUUACCUUUUUGAAAUCUAUCUGAAGAAAUUUCUCCAAUAGCCUUCCGAUACAAAACUGAUAUUGAAUACCUAAUUUUGUUUUCUGUAUGUGCUAUCGAUUUCCAACUAAUAUAAAGUGCAUGAAAAGAAUACCUUUCUCGUCAAAUAUCAUGAUGUUGAUAAAGGUACGAACUAAGAACGGGGUGUCCCUGCAAUGAUUUCAUUGAAGUCAUUCUUUCCUCCCUUGUCUCGUCCUUAGGGAAGGAUAAACCGCCUCAGGGACAAGGUUGGUUGGAGUUUAGUGCAUUUGCCAACACGUUGCAAGGUAAAGUGCAGCCUAAGAUGAGAAAGAUGAGCUUUUGCCGCCCUAACUCAUUAGCCCGCACUUUGCACACACGUUUUGAGCAUCUGUCAUUUUUAGGAUUACUCUCCGCAUCGAGUAUACCCUCACUCUCUAAUCAGCUUUGGCAGUCCUUCCCUAGGAAAAGUCUAGCUACGAGUCUUCACACGUAAACUCGUAAACGUUUAAGUAGAGUUAUGUGCUGGUCUGUCGUUACUCAUAAAUGGCAACAUACAUGGUCGUCACAAGUUUGAGUUAUGCCACUCUAUAAUGGUUCCCUCGGGCAUUUUGUGUGAUAGAUUAGACACUGCGUGACGAGCCGCAUAGCAUAACUCGUAAAAGUUUAGCAGCAACACGUGUCUAUUAUGUGCUUGGUUGAGGUUACUUAUCAGCGAGAGAUCAUUGCAGGUCUGUAAAGUACUUAAUUUGCCCAGGUAUUUGAAAGGCAUGGUCGGCAAGUGACAUACCG
Molecule: messenger RNA, 4057 nt
Organism: Stylophora pistillata
Lineage: Eukaryota; Metazoa; Cnidaria; Anthozoa; Scleractinia; Pocilloporidae
Molecular function (GO): ubiquitin protein ligase activity; protein binding; zinc ion binding
Source: RefSeq, a predicted model, not a curated record